Molecule: messenger RNA, 1788 nt
Organism: Myripristis murdjan (pinecone soldierfish)
Lineage: Eukaryota; Metazoa; Chordata; Actinopteri; Holocentriformes; Holocentridae
Product: neurexophilin-2
Exons: 2
Coding region: 353-1219 (288 amino acids)
Molecular function (GO): signaling receptor binding
Source: RefSeq, a predicted model, not a curated record
UGGUGAUCGUAAAUGAGAUCUCCUCUUCCCCUCCACCUGCCAAGGUGACUUUGCCUCCGCACAAACUUCCAGUCGUCCAGCACCAUGAGCGGCGGCAACAACCAUGGAUCUGCCACAUGAGACGGACUGCAGGAACUGAAGCACAGCGCUGAAACUUUUGCACAGAAACCGCUGUGACACUGACUGAGAGAAAGAAAGAAAGAACAAAAAAGAAAAACUACACAACUUUUCCUUUCGCUUUUUCCUCGCCGUCUGCCAGCUGGAUUUGCUUUGGAUUCCGCGGUUUGUCUUUAUAUGUUCAGCCGGGGAGACUCGUAGUUUUUUUGGGGUGGUCCGCUCUAAGGAAGGCGAGAUGAAGGUACUCGGUUGGACCAUACUUUUCCUCUGCCAGUGGAUCCUACGGAAGGUUCAAGGGUUGGAGAAGCAGGUGGACUUCUCAGACCUGGGUCCAGUAGGGUCCGUGAUGAAGACCCUCCCAUAUGGCAUGGGUGGAGGUACAGUUGGAGGAACGACAGGAGGAGUUGUCAAGCCUCCAUACCAAACCCGUAUCUUCUCCACUUCCAUCGACCAGACACCCAUGAAGUCUAAGCCACCCACUUACAGUUUCUUCAAUCCAUACGACUGGGCCAGGAACCAGUCCCUGCUCCUGGACCAGACAGGCUACCGCUCCAAACGCAAGCCCUCGCUAAAGACUGCCCUGAAGACCAAGAAGAUAUUUGGUUGGGGCGAUUUCUACUUCAAUGUCAAGACCAUGAAGUUCAGCUUGUUGGUGACAGGGAAGAUUGUGGACCACAUCAAUGGGACGUUCACUGUUUACUUUCGCCACAACUCGUCCAGCUUGGGGAAUGUGUCUGUCAGUAUCGUCCCACCAACCAAAGUGGUGGAGUUUGAGGUCCUCCAGCAACAGCAGCUACAUCCCCACACUCAGCAGGACGUCCAGGUCCAGCAGCAGUCCACCAUUGACCCCAAAGAGGUAAAGACCUUCAACUGCCGGGUGGAGUAUGAGAAAACCAACAGAUCCAAGAAGCCCAAGCCCUGCCUGUACGAUCCGUCUCAAACCUGCUUCACAGAGCAUACCCAGUCCCACGCUGCCUGGCUCUGUGCCAAACCCUUCAAGGUUAUCUGUAUCUUCAUCUCUUUCUUCAGCAUUGAUUACAAGCUGGUUCAAAAAGUGUGUCCGGACUACAACUUCCAAAAUGACCACCCUUACUUUGGAUAAGUUAAGUGAGACUGAACUGUAAAGAGAGAAAAAAAGAGACAAUGACAUUGAUGAUGAUGAUUAGAUGGCAAUGAUGAUAAUGAUAUUGAUUAUAAUGAAGCAGGGGACAGUCUUUCUGCCUCUCUCAAAUGCUGUUGAAUUGUGGAUUUAAAAUCAAGUAUAAUCAGCAUUAUGGAUGGUUAGGAUAUGGCCGAUUUCUCUGACUUAUUUUCCAACUGUAUUUGUUAACUUCUGUUCCUUUUUUCUGUAAAUAAUGUACUCAAACUCAGCACAAUUAUUGCUUUUAGACUUGGUUUCUCAGUGUUAUUACUUUUUGUCAGUUGGAGAAUUCUGUUGAAAAAAAGAUGGAAUCAGUAUGCCCCCCGAAUACAAAGUGAGGCUCUGGAAUGACUGUGCUAUGCCGUCACUGUAUGGCAGGCGUUAUGUUAUGGAAGACUGACUGUUAAUCAUCCUCUCAGCUCUACAUUUCAAAUCCUGGAUAUAAGAGAGUUAUAUGUAUGAGAAAUGCUAUGCUGGAUAUGCAUACAAUAUACUGUAUGAAAAAGCACAUUAAAAUCUCUUAAACUGUU